CUCGCUCGGGAUUCUCGCCUGGUGCCGCAGGGAAAGGCCAACUGUUUGGUCCGCCAUGUUCUUCUCCGCGGCGCUCCGGGCCAAGGCGGCAGGCCUCAUCGCCCAGUGGGGAAGACAUAUAAGGAAUUUACAUAAGACAGCUGUGCAAAAUGGAGCUGGAGGAGCCUUAUUUGUUCACAGAGAUACUCCUGAGAAUAACCCAGAUACUCCAUUUGAUUUCACACCAGAAAACUAUAAGAGGAUAGAGGCAAUUGUAGGAAACUAUCCAGAAGGACAUAAAGCAGCAGCUGUGCUUCCAGUCCUGGAUUUAGCCCAAAGACAGAAUGGAUGGCUGCCCAUCUCUGCCAUGAACAAGGUUGCGGAAGUUUUACAGGUACCUCCAAUGAGAGUAUAUGAAGUAGCAACUUUUUAUACGAUGUAUAAUCGAAAGCCAGUUGGAAAGUAUCACAUUCAGGUCUGCACUACUACACCUUGCAUGCUUCGAAACUCUGACAGCAUACUGGAGGCCAUCCAGAAUAAGCUUGGAAUAAAGGUUGGGGAGACGACACCUGAUAAACUUUUCACUCUUAUAGAGGUGGAAUGUUUAGGGGCCUGUGUAAAUGCACCAAUGGUUCAAAUAAAUGACAACUACUAUGAGGAUCUGACACCUAAGGAUAUUGAAGAAAUUAUUGACGAGCUCAAAGCUGGCAAAAUUCCAAAACCUGGGCCAAGGAGUGGACGCUUCUCUUGUGAGCCAGCUGGAGGUCUUACCUCUUUGACUGAACCACCCAAAGGACCUGGCUUUGGUGUGCAAGCAGGACUUUAAUUUAUAUUCAACUGUAAAUAUGUUCCAGGAGGAAUAAAACAUGAAUCUUCUAUCUACAUAAA
Leopardus geoffroyi (Geoffroy's cat) is the source of this 867-nucleotide messenger RNA. RefSeq names its product NADH:ubiquinone oxidoreductase core subunit V2 (gene NDUFV2). Bases 56 to 805 code for a protein of 249 amino acids. The record is from RefSeq and is a predicted model, not a curated record. NCBI's taxonomy places the organism in Eukaryota, Metazoa, Chordata, Mammalia, Carnivora, Felidae. The transcript has 8 exons. Gene Ontology annotation, molecular function: NADH dehydrogenase activity. Gene Ontology annotation, biological process: mitochondrial electron transport, NADH to ubiquinone.